AUGAAGCGGGUGCGUUCAAGUGAUGGCCCUUUGCCGCCAAAGCGGAGGGGUGGCAUUCGACAGCGCCGGGAAAGGCAAGCCAGGGAGGAAGCUCUGCCACAACAGUCAGUUUUGGCAGUGUUGCUGCUGCAGCUGUUUGCUUGGGGUGACAUUAGUGCGCAACUGGCUCAGAAAAUAGCUGAUGCAGCUUACAAGGAUGCGAACAGCAUGAAAGCAGCAGAAACAGACCUGGGGCACCUGCAGAAGAUUGCGUCAGUUGGUUGCGGCGGCCAGUACCAGAACAAGUGCUAUUCAGAUUUGAUGAAAAACCUGCCGAUGAGGAUUCACAUUCCAGUGCCUACAUUGACAAAGUUGCCAUUCAGCUGUGGUGACCUACUUCAAGGAUUCCUUCUACCUCACGAAAUGUUCAGCGCGUUGCACCACCAUUACCCCAGUGCGUGGUCCAAGUUUGUUGUUCCAUCUCAAGAGCGGCUUGAGUCAUUUUGGAGGACCAAUUCAUUGCAUCCGUCAUUUGCAGCCCGGAAUUUGGACAGCAGACCCGAAUACCGUCGGUUUUGCGUACCCCUUUCACUACACGGUGAUGAUGUACCGGUAGUCGGUGUGGGCAAGGCAUGGUGUGCGCUGCUUACGGUGUUUUCGUGGACUAGCAUGUGUGGAUUGGGCUCAACAAAAGAGUCCCAGUUUUUCAUCUGGGGAUGUUGGGAGAAGCUGCGGAAGUACAACCUUGACGACCAAGCCCAGGAUACACUGGGGUCGUUCUUCAAAGUUUUGGUUUGGUCUUUGCAGUGGUUGGAACGGGGACAGUGGCCCGACCGGGAUUGGCAAGGAAAAAUGUUCCCUCCGUUGAGUGAAGCCGGUCGAAAAGCGCUGAAGCCACUAGCUAAUGGCUACUAUGCUGCCCUUUGGUCCAUUUUGGGCGACUUAGAUUAUCUCGCGAAGGCCCUCUUGCUUCCACGCUCUACGUUGGCCUCCGGGCCAUGCAGCCUAUGCCGAUGUAAAGGCAAAGGCCCUUACUCGUGGUUGGAUUUUAGUUUGAAAGCUGCCUGGCGCACUGUGCAGUGGACCGCCCAUGGCUGGCGCCAGUGGCCUGAACGUUCCAAAAGUCCACUGUUUGACAUUGACGGCUUUACUCCUCACUUGAUAGCUCUCGAUUGGCUUCAUUGUAAGUACCUCGGCCACGAUCAGUUCACGUACGGCAGCAUCUUAAGUUUGCUCACGCAUUACAUUUUGAAGAAAUCGCCUACGGAGAACACUGCACAAGUUUGGAAGGACAUUCGCGAGUACUACAACGCCCACAAGACACCCAGCAGGUUCCGCACCAUGAAGGUGAGUAUGUUUCAGCGAAAGGACCCGCAGUAUCCCAAGCUUCGCGGCAAGGGCGCAGAAAUUAAAUGGCUCGCAGGCCCUAUGUUGAGCGUGUGGGAAAAGUAUCAAAACAACAACCUGCAGAUCCACAAGCAAAUCCAUUCCUACCUGCAGCUCAACUUCGAGUUGGAGGAAACGUUGAACAGGUAUAAAGAAGACAUGGCGCUUCCGCCCGAUGUCGCUGCCUACUUCGAAAACACCUGCACGGCCAUGCUUCUGGUGCUCUCUGCAGUAGCCGAGCACUUUUUGGCGGAAAAGCUCUUCAGUUUGACGCAGAAAGCUCACUUUUGCCAACACAUCUCGAUGAUGUCGCGAUUUGUUUCUCCUAGGUUGACUUGGUGCUUCACCGGGGAAGACAUGCAAAAACGCAUGUCUCAUUUGUGCAAAGCAUGCGUGCAAGGGCAGCAACCGUCUCAAAGUGUCUUGAAACUCAUUACCAGAUAUCGUCUGGGCCUGCAUCUGACUUUCAUGGACCAAUCCUAA
Durusdinium trenchii is the source of this 1848-nucleotide messenger RNA. Lineage: Eukaryota; Dinophyceae; Suessiales; Symbiodiniaceae. The record is from the annotation of a GenBank genome assembly.